Molecule: messenger RNA, 2761 nt
Organism: Thalassophryne amazonica
Lineage: Eukaryota; Metazoa; Chordata; Actinopteri; Batrachoidiformes; Batrachoididae
Product: cyclin-dependent kinase 12-like
Exons: 4
Coding region: 255-2516 (753 amino acids)
Source: RefSeq, a predicted model, not a curated record
GGCAAACAGGUUUAGAUGUCUUGACUACAUUGUGUCAAAUGACUUGACUGAUGAUGCUGACAUUAAGAGACUGGUUCAGAAACUGUAUGCACAAGGAAAAUAAUACUGCAAUGAAACAAACUAGAUAUCUUUUUCUACCAAUUUUGUAAUAGACUUUUCAAGGAAACUGAUUGCUUUUGUUCCACUCCCAAGAGCAAUUAUUCUGAAAUGGCAUACAGACUUUGUUGUCCGCUCUUCUUGGAGUCUGCUGGACGAUGUAUUUACACAAGUCUCAGUACGACGAUGGUCAGAAGUAUAAUGAUAUGCAUGCACGGCUGUUGGAUGACUAUGACAGAAGUAAAGAAAAGCAAACAUCUCGCAGUGAAAUAUUGCAGGAUUUUUAUAGUAAAUAUGGUGAGGAGGCAUACAGUGGCACAGAGAGGAGAGAGUAUAAUGACUCGCCAAAAAGGCUGUACACUGAAGACCCAUUGAAGCGGGACUGGAGUAGAAACAGUCCAGGGAGGAGACGCAUGUCUUCUCCAGGUUAUAGUGUCCCAGAAAAGAAAAGAGGGCGGUAUCCAGAAGAUGAUGAUGAUUACUACAAAUACAGGAAUGAACCUGAUGAUAAAAUGUACAUGAAAGACUCUAGACCCAGGCAUGAUGGGCCUGAUUCAAAAUACAGGAAGGACUAUGACAGGCACGAUUCAAGAUACAGAGAAAAGUAUGAUGGACAAGAAUCAAGAUACAGGGAUCAGGAUGAUGGACACGAUUUAAAAGACAGGAAGGACUAUGAUAGACAAGACUUGAGACACAGGGAGAGGAGGGGGGUGUAUGACAGGCAAGAACCAAGAUACAGAGAGAAGUAUGAUGGACAAGAAUCAAAAUACAGAGAGCAGUAUGGUGGACACAACUUGAAAGACAGAAAGGACUACGAUAGGCAAGACUUGAGACACAGAGAAAGGAGGGGGUCGUAUGACAGGCAAGAACCAAGUCGCAGGGAUCAGGAUGGUGAUUUCUCAUACAGGCCAUCGCCUGAGGGAUUCACUCACAGACGACAAUCUGGAUAUCCUAAAGAUGCUCCAGAUAGGAACCGGGGCCAUUCACAAGAGAGGACACAUUCAUAUGAAUUUCCUACGAAGGUUUAUCCCAUGCUCAGAGAAAAGAGUGAUCGUAUUUUCACAGAUUCUGUGGAACCUCGCCACACUGAGACAAAAUUUCCAAUAAAUGGAUCCAGUGGACAGUCUUUGGGAUAUGUUCACCAGAGUCCUAUUCAGGAGGAGAUUAAAUCCAAUGAAGGUUUCCAACGUUUCCUCAGUGUACUCAACAAAGGUGUGAAUGUCGCCAUGCUUAACAAGAUGAUGACUCAAGACUCUGCAAGAGUGGAUGCUCCAUCUCCAUCUCCAACUUACUUUUCAAAUGCAAAGCAUUCAUGGUCCCCUCCUUACAGUGAGAGGCAACAGCAAAAAUACCAAACUACCCACAAAUGGAGCAAACCUGAUGAGUCCCAAGGACAUGCUUCUCCACAGUACAGAUCUUUGAGCCCAAAGGAUUACUCUUUGCCUGAUACAAAGCCUAGAAAAAGGCAUGAUGAGCCAGUAAGCACCACCUUCAGUGCUUACAGUCAAUCCAGGUCCCCCACUGUAGUAGAAAGAAUGAGACUGAAACCAGAAGAUGAGCACAAGCACCGACAGGUGCAGGAUGUUUUGCACGCCAUCGGCAUGGAUUUGGGAUUCGAGGAGCUGGGCCAAAUGACACAUCGAAUUCAGGAGCGGCUAUAUGGUAAGGAUAAUGACAGGGGUCACCAUCGUAGUAGCCGGGAGAAGAACACGCUCCAGUCAUUUUCUCCAAGACGACAAACCAGAUCCUCUUCAUCACCCGGUAGAUUGGAGGAGGCGGGCCAACUGUCACCUCGUAUUCCACGAUGGUUACAUUGGAAAGACAGCAGGGGCCAGAGCAGGGAAAAGGACAUGAAACAGGCUUUUUCUCCAAAGAGCCGAAGCAGAUCUAGAUCCUCAUCAAGCAGAUCUAGUUAUGGUCCCGGUGCUCGGACCUAUACCCAGAGAAAAGAUCAGGAGAUAAAAUACGGUCGCUUUGCUGCAGAGAGCAGCAGUAAGUCUGCACAGGACACUGAGAAGUCUGAAAGUCACCACCAGAGACGCACUGGUGCGUUGUCUUCAUUCCCCACAAACCCAACCAGCACUCAGUCUCAACUGCCGUUGCCUCCGCCUGCAGUGCCACCUUUCCCCCUCAUGCCCUUUCCACCAAUAGGGUUCCUGCCUCCGCCUCCAACUGUGCCUCCUCCCUGGCCCCGGCCUUUUGCCCACCCCCCGCCCCCUUUUCUCUCCUACCCCUCUGCUCCACAUUUAAAUGCUUUCCCAGCAUUAUGUGCUCAACAGUCUGUCUUCGGUGCUCAUCCUCCUCCAUAUUUCAACACACCGCCGCCGUAUCCAAUUCAGCAAUUACAAAACACACAGAAGACAAAACCGCAAGCAAGGCCCCGCUGUUUACAGGUCAUUACGCCCAAACAACCCGGAUGAAGACUGAUGGAUUUGGGUGAAAUUAGAUGACAGAAGGUGAAUAAUUGUGAGGUUAUGGAUGAUUUUUAUUGUAUUAUUAUUACUAAAUACAGAAAGCAGAUCCAUCUGAUUCGUUGCGAUGACUUUGAACAAAACAGCAGAAUCCAAAAGAGAAAACUGUGUAUUCACGACACUACAAAUAAUGUACAAACUGUUUAUUUGACCUUCAUGGUGGCAAAAAUCAGUUUUGAAACUGUCUUGGCAAA